Astyanax mexicanus (Mexican tetra) is the source of this 1588-nucleotide messenger RNA. RefSeq names its product C-C chemokine receptor type 4. NCBI's taxonomy places the organism in Eukaryota, Metazoa, Chordata, Actinopteri, Characiformes, Acestrorhamphidae. Gene Ontology annotation, biological process: immune response; G protein-coupled receptor signaling pathway; chemotaxis. The record is from RefSeq and is a predicted model, not a curated record. The transcript is spliced from 4 exons. Gene Ontology annotation, cellular component: membrane. Bases 113 to 1246 code for a protein of 377 amino acids. Gene Ontology annotation, molecular function: chemokine receptor activity.
ACCAGAGACCUCAAACACCUACAAUAUUUCAUCUCAGUUUUAUCUUUGAGCCUUACGGGCUAGGUUCAUCAUCCAGUUAUCACCAGCAAGACUGCUCAAGUUGUGUUUGACAAUGGCGUCGAACAGCACUGAUAUUCCUCUGCAUAUGACAUUAAGCAGUUUCUCCACAACUGAAUCUUUGUUUCAGAAAGGGAAUGAUUCUGCCAGUAAUAUUACUGAAAGCUAUGACUACACAACUUAUUACACUGAUGAUUUUCCUGACACUGAACCCUGUGAGUAUGGAAGCCACGGGAGCCGUUUCCUGCCCUUGCUCUAUUCUCUAUUCUUUUUGGUGGGCUUCUUUGGAAAUACGCUCGUGGUGUGGGUCAUCAUGGUGGGCGCUAAGCUGAAAAGCAUGACCGACGUGUGCCUUCUGAACCUGGCUGUAGCCGACCUGCUGCUGGUCAUGUCUCUCCCCUUUCUGGCCUACUACGCCGCCAACCAUUGGAUUUUUGGGCAAGUCUGUUGCACCGUGGUACUCGGCAUGUACUACGUGGGGUUCUAUGGCAGCAUCUUCUUCAUUGUACUGAUGAGCAUCGACAGGUACUUGGCUGUAGUCCUCGCUGUCUAUGCUUUAAGGAUCCGAACAAAGACAUAUGGAAUUGUGGCCAGCCUGAUCAUCUGGAUCAUGGCUGUCUCAGCGUCUUUCCCUGAGCUGAUUUACAUUAAGGUUGAAAACAUCAAUAACGAAUCACUUUGCACUGCAUAUCCAAAAAUUACCAGUCAUUCCUUGAGAACCUUUGGCCUAUUUAAAAUCAACGUUUUCGGCCUGCUGAUUCCACUGAUGAUUGUGGGAUACUGCUACACAAUGGUGCUGAGAAGGCUCCUCAAGAUCCGCUCCCCCAAAAGAUUUGCCAUUCGCCUGGUUGUCCUGGUUAUGGUGGUGUUCUUCUGCUGCUGGACACCCUACAACAUCGCAGCAUUCAUCAAAGGUCUGGAAUUAAAGGAUCUCAUAAAUCAAGAUUGUGAGACCAGCAAGAGUAUUCAGUUGGCUCUACAGAUCACCGAGGCCAUUGCGUACUCACACAGCUGCCUGAAUCCCUUCCUCUACGUGUUUGUUGGAGAGAAGUUUAAGAGGCAUCUCAUCAAGCUCCUGCGCCUGACACCUUGCAUCAAGCUGAAGUUCAUGACGAGCUACCUGUCCCAGGCUGUAGGCUCUGUGUAUUCGCAGACUACCAGCGUGGACGAGCGCUCUACUGCCAUGUAAAUGAAGCAGGCACAGAACUCUUGAACGAAUACGAAAUCUCAUUUUACAAGUCGGGUACCGCUGUGAAUUAUAUGCUGUAAUUUUCUGUUUUCAGAUAUAAGCAUGCUUGUAUUUACAGUUUAUUUCUUAGGCAAUCCUUCAUUCUGUUACAUUAAUCAUUCUGAAGUAUUAAUUUUGUGAUAAUCUUGUGAUAAUGUCUUGAUGUUUUAUGUGAUAGUUUCACACAGUUGCAGAUUUGAAGCCACAGUUUACUGAUUUGAAAAGAGUUUAAGAUAAAGCUUACUGAAAAAUCUUUAUGUAUGUGAUGUAAAUAGCUUGUAAAUAAAGAUAGAUGUAAAAAUA